CGAAGUGUACCGCCCAUAUCUGCUCGACCUUUGCCGUGCUCGUUUGCAGCAAGUAAACGGCAAACCCUAGGAAGACCCUUCUGCUAGCCUUUUUCCGUGGGAAUCGAACGAGGCGGCGUGGUGGCGAAGCGAUCACUGAUCGGACGCUACUUCCGUGGGUUUCUCGGCUCACGUUUUUGAUUCGCUGCCGAUCGAUUUGGCGUUUCUUGUUCUGUCGUUUCUUUGGAUUUGGAAUCUGUUUCGGGACUACUUUCCGCAGCUGAUUACGAGGAAGAGGUGGGAUGUGAAGGGAUGGAGGGAAACUUCGGAGGUGGCUGCGGUGGUGUCGGAGAUAAUGGAGGGCCAAGCGACGGCCGGCCGCCGAAUCCUUUUGCAGGACCGCAUCAGCAAUGCUUCACUGGGACACACCGCAAGGCUGCUCUUGUUCGUCACGAGUCGCUCCAGCUCUACAAUGGGGUCUGUUUCCCCGAGUUCUCUUAUGGAUAUUUUCAACUUAUUGAAGGCUUGCUGCUCUCCGUCAUGCAAUUAUAUCAUGGCCUAUGAGGGGACUUUUAGCUCCUUGGCCAGUGAGGUUGGGCAGCUGAAGGACAAAAGUUCCGAUGUCAAGAGAGAUGUCGAGGCAGCAACAAGGGAUGGCCAGACUCCCAGGAGCGAAGUGCUUGGGUGGCUAAGCUCCGUGCAAGACAUGGAAGGUGAAGCCGAGUCGAUAGAGAGAAAAUACAACCAAAAGAUCAAGUGUUUGUGUAGCUUCCCACUCAACGUUUGUUCUGCCUACCGUCUCAGAAACAGAGCUGAAGCAGCACUUGCCACAAUCAGAGAGCUCAAACAAAGUGCAGAGUUCACUAAGCUCGCAGAUAACCUGAAUCUUACCCGCUCCAUCAAGAUGCCAACCACCAAAACUAUCGGCAUGGAGAAGGUCUUCGAGGAGCUUCUAUGCCAUGCCAAAGAUGAUAGUUUGAGUGUGAUUGGCAUCCACGGAAUGGGUGGUGUGGGCAAGACAGCACUCUUGAGAAGAUUCAACAAUGAUUUCCCGAGUGAAACAGAGGCAGACGUGGUAAUCUUCCUUGAGCUAUCAAUAGACUAUAAGCUGGAGGAAGUCCAGAAAUCUUUAUUCGAACGACUGAGUUUGACAUGGCAGGAUGAGGUCACACACAGAGACAGAGCAACCAAAUUAUUUAGAGUCCUGAGUACGUUGAAAUUCAUAUUGUUAUUCGACAAUCUAUGGGAGCCCCUAAAUUAUCAGGUUGUUGGAAUUCCACUUCCUGCGCCUCCAUCGAAGUGCAAGAUCAUAUUCACAACCCGAACAGAAGACACUUGCAGCCACAUGGGCACAGAAAAGAUGAUUAAAAUGGAAUGCUUAGAAGAGGAGGCAGCCUGGAAUCUCUUCAGAAAUAGUGCAAGGAUGGAUGUCAUUGACGCCGACAAGAAUAUACUGAUCAAGGCUAGAGAUUUAGUCAAGGAAUGUGGCGGCCUGCCUGCAGCUCUCAUUGUGCUGGCACAAGCAAUGGCACCUAAAAAGACGUGGGAAGAGUGGAUACACGCCUUGACCAUCAUGAAGGACACACCACACCAACUUCCUGGUGAAGGGAUUAUUGAUAAUGCCGAUAAUAUAGGGGAUUCUACCAGGAAGACACAAUUUCUGCUUGGCAUACUACAUGCAGCAUCUUUAAUAGAAAGAGUUCAUGAUAACUACUUCAGGAUCCAUCCCAUGACCCGAGCCAUGAUAUUGUGGGUGCAACGUGAGUGCGGGAAGAAGGAGAACAAAUGGUUGGUGCCGGAUAGGGAUCGGGUCGAAGAAGCACCGGCAGCUGAGAAAUGGCGAGAUGCAGAGAGAAUUGCACUUGUGUGGAACCAAAUAAGAGACCUUCCAGAAGCACCUCAAUGUCCUAACAUGAUUUUUCUGAAUCUUCACGUUAACAAAUUUCUCAGGAAGAUUCCAAAUGGCUUCUUCUUGCACAUGCCUCACCUCAAAAUCCUUGAUUUGCAAGAAACUUCUAUAGAGGAGCUACCGGUAAGCAUUGGUAAUCUGAUGCAACUACACUUUCUCGAACUUUCCAGAACUAGGAUUACUUCUCUGCCAAAGGAGAUGGCAGCAUUAGUAAAUCUCAAAUAUUUGUCAUUGGAAUCCAUGAAAUAUUUGAGAACUAUUCCUGACCGACUAAUCUCCGGUCUUCGAGAAUUGCAGUGGCUUAACAUGGUGGACAGCUACAGUGGGUGGAGGGAAGGAGGUGUUAGUUUCGAAGAGCUGGAAAGCUUGAAGAGAUUAAAAGUCAUUGGGAUCACAGUCAGCACGCUUGCUGCUCUUCAAAACCUCUGUGACUCUCCAAGACUGGCAGCAGUCACACAUUGGCUCCAUAUUGAAGGGUGUCAAGAUUUGACGAUGUUCAACAUCCCAUCCACGGAUUUUCAUGCGGAAACUAUGCUCAGACUAAUUCGUAUCCAGCUUCACGCAAUGAGUGAGCUAGAAGAGGUAGUAAUUGGCAAUCGUCAGCCUAUUCUUCUACCUCUACAAGAGUUUCGACUUUCGAGUCUCCCAAAAGCAAAGCUCGUUUGGAGGGCUACGUUCCCUAAUGCUCUUCGUGAACUAAAAAUUGAGGAUUGCGGGGCAAUAGAUAGAUUGAUCAAAUUGGAGGGAGAGGCAAAUGGUGGCGGGGAGACAGUAAUAACAAUCUUUCCUGAUCUCCACACAAUGGUGCUACGGCGGCUUCCAGAAUUGAAGAGUUUGAGUGAUGGGGAACGAAUAUUAAAUUUCCCAUCGUUGAAGACUAUCAAGGUGGAAGAUUGCCCCAAACUGAUGAAGCUAACGUUGGUUGCUGAUGGGCUGAAAGAGAUCGAGUGUGAGAGAUCAUGGUGGGAGCAGCUCAAUUGGGGUGACGAACGAAGCAAGUCCUUUGAACACCUCUACAAUCCCAUGUAUAUAGAUUGAUGGCUAAUUCUUCACGGGUAUGUGAAGAAUGUAGGCAUUUUAUACAAAUAUUGUGAAAGUCUACUAUAUAUGAGUGUCCUGUAUUCGAGAGAUUGAUUAUGUAAUAAGGGGUAUUUGGUUGAUAGGUUUAGGA
Zingiber officinale is the source of this 3059-nucleotide messenger RNA. RefSeq names its product disease resistance protein RPS2-like. Lineage: Eukaryota; Viridiplantae; Streptophyta; Magnoliopsida; Zingiberales; Zingiberaceae. Bases 335 to 2926 code for a protein of 863 amino acids. The record is from RefSeq and is a predicted model, not a curated record. The transcript has 3 exons. Gene Ontology annotation, molecular function: ADP binding; protein binding.